Messenger RNA from Pollicipes pollicipes, 2521 nucleotides. RefSeq names its product protein O-mannosyltransferase 1. Gene Ontology annotation, cellular component: membrane; endoplasmic reticulum. Gene Ontology annotation, molecular function: dolichyl-phosphate-mannose-protein mannosyltransferase activity. The record is from RefSeq and is a predicted model, not a curated record. Bases 135 to 2510 code for a protein of 791 amino acids. Gene Ontology annotation, biological process: protein O-linked glycosylation via mannose. The transcript is spliced from 13 exons. NCBI's taxonomy places the organism in Eukaryota, Metazoa, Arthropoda, Thecostraca, Pollicipedomorpha, Pollicipedidae.
AGCGCCCAGCACUCGCGUCGUGACUCGGGUCGGUCGGGGAGCGUGGUGUGGCUGGUGCGGUGGGUGCUGUGUGCAUUGCUUCAGAGGAAGCUACGCGGUGCCCUGGUUCAAGUUGCAGCUUUGGCAGCUUCUUAAUGAUGGGAACCGAGGACUCUGAACUUCGUCAAAGAAAAAAGAAGCAAACUAAAAAGACUACGGAUGCCAUCACUGGGCAAGUGGUCGAUGGCGAGGAACUCGUAAAAUCGGGAAUUGAAAAAUUGCAGGAUCUGAAGAAGAACCUCGUGUCUGGAAGUGACACUGAUGAGGCUGAGAAGAAAGCCAAGCCGGUGGCGGCGGCGGCUCGUGCCCCUGCCGGCGGCGGCGUCCAGCCACACCACGGCGUCGACUGGGUGGCGCUGGUGCUGCUGGUGGCCGGCCUCGUCACCAGGCUUUACCAGCUCGGCCUGCCCCGUGCCAUCGUUUUUGACGAGCUCCAUUUCGGCAAGUUCGCGGGCUACUAUGUGAACAACAUGUUCUUCUUCGACUCGCAGCCGCCACUGGGCAAGCAGCUGAUAGCCCUGGCGGCGUACAUCGCCGGCUACGACGGUGACUUCAGCUUCGACCGGAUCGGCUCGCCGUACCCGGCCUCGGUGCCGGUGUACAUGCUGCGUCUGCUGCCGGCCGUGGCCGGCUCCCUGCUGCUGCCAGCCGUCUACUGCCUGCUGCGCCAGCUCGGCCUGGCCAAGUACCCGGCGGCGCUGGCCGGCGUGCUGCUGCUGCUCGAGAAUGCUGUGCUGGUUCAGUCUCGGUUCAUGCUGAUGGAGCCGUUCCUGCUGCUGUUCUCCGUGUCCGGCGUGUUCUGCCUGCUGCGCUUCCGCCAGUACCGCGACCGACCGUUCUCGCGGCCCUGGCUGACCUGGCUGUGUCUGGGCUUCGCGCUGCUCGGGGCCGCCGCCACUGUGCGCUACUCGGGCCUGCUGACGCUGCUGCUGGGCUGCGUGAUCGUCUGCCGCGACUUCUGGACGCUCAUCCCCGUGCGCAGCAUCACCAACCGGCAGCUGCUGAGCCAGCUGGCGGUGCGCGCGCUGCUCAUGCUGGCCGUGCCGGUGGCCGUCUACCUGGCCAGCUUCUACGUCCACCUCAGCGUGCUGUACAAGGCCGGCGCGCACGACAACGUGAUGACCAGCGCGUUCCAGGCCAGUCUGGAUGGCGGCUUGGCCAGCAUCAUCCGGAACCAGCCGCUGGAGGUGGGCCACGGCUCUCAGGUGACGCUCCGUCACACGCUCGGCCGCACCUGCUGGCUGCACUCGCACGAGGGCGUCUACCCGGUCAAAUACGACGACGAGCGCGGCUCAUCGCACCAGCAGCAGGUCUCCUGCUACGGCUUCAAGGACGUCAACAACUGGUGGAUCGUCAAGCAUCCUGACGUCGAAGACAUGCGCGUGACGACGCCGUUCCGGCCGGUGAAGAACGGCGACGUCGUGCAGCUGGUGCACGGCAUGACCAGCCGGGCGCUCAACUCACACGACGUGGCGGCGCCCAUGUCGCCGGGGAACCAGGAGGUCAGCUGCUACAUCGACUACAACAUCUCGAUGCCGGCGAACAACCUCUGGAGGGUGGAGCUGCUGAACCCCAAGGACACCGGUGACGCGUGGCACGCCAUCAGGUCCCAGGUGCGGUUUGUGCACGCGAGCAGCGGCCAGGCGCUCAAGUACUCCGGCCAGCAGCUGCCCGAGUGGGGUCACAACCAGAUGGAGAUAGUGUGCGACAAGGUGGUGCAGCAGGACGAUACCAUCUGGAACGCCGAGGAGCACCGCUACACGCUCGCUGAAGGCAGCGAAAAACAGCAGAAGGACAUGGCCGGCGCCGAGAUGCUACCCGUGGGCAACGUGGAGCUCUCCUUCUGGGCCAAGUUCUCCGAGCUGCAGAUGAAGAUGCUGUUCAACAACCAGGAGACGGUGCAGGGCCACAUGUACGCCAGCGACCCGCUGGACUGGCUGUCGCUGAAGCGAGGCGUCGCCUACUGGAUCAGCCCCGACAGCAACGCUCAGGUCCACUUCAUCGGCAACGUGGCCGUCUGGCUGGCGGCCAGCAGCUCCCUGCUCGGCUACCUGGCCAUUAUCGGCUUCUACAUGCUGCGCCGCCGCCGCGCCUGCUACGACAUCCCCGAGGACGAGUGGGACAAGAUGUGUGAUAUCGGCCUGAUCAUCCUGCUCGGCUUCGCCUUCAACUACUUGCCCUACUUCGUCAUCGACCACACGUUCUUCCUGCACCAUUAUCUGCCAGCGUACAUCUUCGCUGUGAUGAUGGUGUCCUGCGUGAUCGACCACAUCUUCGUCAUGAUAGACCGGCUGGGCGGCGGCUGGCUGCGCUGGGCGGCCGUGGCCGGCGUGCUCUGCUGGCUGGCCGCCGCGCUGGUCACCUUCGUCCGGUUCAGCGUCGUCGCGUACGGCACCACGGCGCUGACGGCGCCAGACGUACAGGCGCUGGCCUGGCGCGACACCUGGGACCUCAUCGUCCACAAGCCCUAGGCGUCCGCCUG